AACAGCAACUUGGUUUUAAGUUAAAGUAUUAUGUAGGCUGGGAACUCCAACUUGGUUGCAGACCCCAACACUGUAAACCUGCUGUAGUUUUAUCGAACAGGUGGUGUGCACAUUCAGACCCAAUGAAACGCAACAAAGCAACGAUCUUGACAUUCGCUGAGAAAUGCAAGAAUAUAUUGGCAUCAAACUGGCAAGGUUCCCUUAACACUAUCAAAGCAGAUGCCAAAGGAAGCAAGGGGGGUAUCCAUACAUCUAAGGUCAAGUACAUAGUUAGAAGGGGGCAGCCAUACCUUUGGGUUCCAGAAAACGAUUUGCAUAAUGUGAACACAAUCAUUGAUGAGCGUGGUUCAUUUGCUGUGACCAGCCCCUUUCCAGGUCCACUAGGAGUCUUAUUGAAAUCAUUGAAAAAGUUACCAGUACGGAUUGCUUUAUCUGGGGAUGUUCUUCCUCUUAAAGAAGAUAAGGCUAAGUCUCUCGCAGAUAAACUUCAGGAAGUCAUACUAUCUGAGCAAAAAGCAAUCAAAGAGUUCACUUACACUGUUUCUGGAGUACUAAGUUCUAGUGCUAGCAGUACAUCACGAAGUGAUAAUCUUCAGGAUCUGUUGGGAGACAAUGAAAAAUACACCAUAUAUAGGUUUAAAACGAGAUCUUGCACAUUUGUUGAUGGCCUUGGAGGCACUUUUGACGUGGAUAUUGAAGAUUUGGAAACAUCCAGAGCUGAUCCAUUAGCACCAUUUUCAGCAAAGAUUAUUGAUGGGAUUAACCAAAGUGAGGCUAGACAUACAGCACUCAUGCUUUUUUGUUUUGUUCACAAGGAUGCUAAUACAAAGGAUGCAUACAUGACAUCGAUUGAUCGCAAGGGAUUCGAUGUCCUGGCAAAAGUUACUAGUCCUUUGAAGGAUGGCAUUGGUGGCUACCAAUGGAAAGAAUUCAGGUUCAUGUUCAAGGAAGAGGCAAACGAUGUUGAAAUGUUCUGUAGUCAACUAGUCGAAAUGGAAGAGGAGGUCAUCAAUAAGGUUUCAACCUCUAGUGGACUAAAAUAGAAAUGAGAAUGAUCUUGGUCGGAUCUUUUUUUUUUGGUAUAUUUUUUUUGUCAAGUCUAGGGAAAUGUAUGUUUAGUUUUUUUAACCUUGUACUUUCUAUGUUUUUCUUGAUCAAGUAUUACUGUACAAGGCUGUCACUUUUGGUAUAAUGCACUCUCAAAUAUUAAAUUUACCUUUAGGCUCA
Messenger RNA from Cajanus cajan (pigeon pea), 1227 nucleotides. RefSeq lists its product as uncharacterized. The record is from RefSeq and is a predicted model, not a curated record. Lineage: Eukaryota; Viridiplantae; Streptophyta; Magnoliopsida; Fabales; Fabaceae.